Molecule: messenger RNA, 1668 nt
Organism: Meleagris gallopavo (turkey)
Lineage: Eukaryota; Metazoa; Chordata; Aves; Galliformes; Phasianidae
Source: RefSeq, a predicted model, not a curated record
AUGGUGGUGAGAGAAGGGCGCUGUGGCCGAAGGCAGCGGGCGCUGCUGUGCUGCGUGUUGGUGGCGGUGUGGGAGGCGGCGUGGGGGCAGCUGCGCUACUCGGUGCCCGAGGAGCUGCCCAAGGGCUCGUUCGUGGGCGACGUGGCCGAGGACCUGGCGCUGGAGAUGGCGGCACUCCAUGACCGCGGCACCCGCAUCCUGGACAAAGGCAGGACGCACGCCGACCCGCUGCAGUUCUUUCCCAUUGAGGUGUCCGUGGAGGACAUCAAUGACCACUCGCCGGUCUUCCCAGACGAACGCGUGACCUUUAGGAUUCUGGAAACCAGCGACCCGGGCUCCCGUUUCCCUGUGGAGGCUGCUCAGGACCUGGACGUAGGCAGCAAUGACAUCCAGGCUUACAGCAUCGUUCCUGAGAAUGAGUUCUUCGCUGUCUCCUAUCAGACUCACGGUGAAAGUAAUAAUGUUCUUGAACUGGUUUUACAGCUGCCUUUAGACAGGGAGGAGAUGCCAGAGUUGGAUUUCACCCUCGUUGCCACGGAUGGUGGCUCUCCACCGAGGAGUGGUUCCACUCAAAUCCACAUCAUAGUUCUGGAUGUAAAUGACAAUGCUCCCACCUUCACACAGAAGCUGUACAAUGCAAAGAUUUUCGAAAACGCUCCAGAAGGCUCUGUGGUUCUCAGAGUGGUAGCCACCGAUGCAGACGAGGGAAUUAAUGGUGACAUUUCCUAUCAGUUCAGCCAAGCAGCAGUACAGAUCCUGUCAGCAUUCAUCAUUGACCCCAGUAGUGGUGAAAUCCGUAUCACGAAGCCUUUGGAUUACGAGGUUGCACAGAAAAACGAGUUCAGUGUGCGGGCAGUGGAUGGUGGAGGACUGUCAGCACUCUCUAAAGUGUUGGUAGAGGUGGUGGAUGUGAAUGACAAUGCACCAGAUAUCGUGGUCAGUUCUUUCAACAGCCCAAUCCCUGAGAAUGCAGCACCUGGCACUGUGGUCGCACUGUUUGCUGUUAGGGAUCAGGAUUCCGGUGUGAAUGGGGAGAUCAGCUGUGCCCUCGAAGAACAGCUGCCCUUCUCCCUCCGGCCAGCCUUUAAGAACUACUACGAGCUGGUGACCGUGAGCGCGUUGGACCGGGAGAAAACAGCACGUUACAGUGUAAUCGUCACGGCAGCAGAUGCAGGGUCUCCUCGUCUGAGCAGCAGCCACACGUUCACCGUGGACAUCUCCGACGUGAAUGACAACGCGCCCGUCUUCAACCAGACGUCGUACACCAUGUACGUGCACGAGAACAACAUAGGGAUUGUGAAAGUCUUCCCCAGCAAAGGCUCUAGCUGCGUGGCCCAAGCUGCAGAAAGCAAAGGUAAGAACUGGGAGAAGGAAGAUCUGCCUACUGUCAGUGAAGAUCAGAUUGGUGAUCAUGUAAAGAACCUGCAGGAAUCACUGCUGGGAGUGGUGUUAUUUAACAUCUUUGGAGGUGACAUGGCCAGUGGAAUUGAGUGCACGCUCAGCAGUAUUGCAGAUGACACACGGCUAAGUGAUGGAGUUGACAUGCUAGAGGGAAGGGAUGCCAUCCAGAGGAACCUGGUCAGGCUGAAGAGGUGGUCCCAUGCCAACCUCAUGAAGAUCAACCAAGACAAGUGUGAGGACCUACAUCUGCUUCAAGCCAAUCCCUAG